Molecule: messenger RNA, 1339 nt
Organism: Plutella xylostella (diamondback moth)
Lineage: Eukaryota; Metazoa; Arthropoda; Insecta; Lepidoptera; Plutellidae
Product: trypsin-1
Biological process (GO): proteolysis
Molecular function (GO): serine-type endopeptidase activity
Source: RefSeq, a predicted model, not a curated record
GCGUGAUAAUAAUCCCGAUGGGAGACGACACGCCCCUGCGAUCACUAGCCCGACCCAAACUCAAACAACACACAAGACAACAACUCCUAGACAGACUAGACCUAGAACUUAACGACGAUAUACCUGAAACAGUCGACGUAGACAACUUUGACUACGAAAGGGCUGGCAGAUCUCGGAAGGAUGAAGACGAUGACGAUGAUGAUUUACUCAAUGAAGGUGAUGAUAAAAUAGUCGGUGGUUUCGAAGUGGAUAUCAAUACUUACCCGUAUCAUGUGGCUUAUGGGAAUAAUUGUGGAGGGGCGAUUCUGUCAGAGUACUGGGUGGCUACUGCUGGACACUGCAGCAAGAAAACCUUCAUAAAAGUUGGAUCCAAGUACUUAAGCAGAGGGAAGAAGCACAAAGUGGCGAAACAGUACGUCCACCCUAAAUGGACGGCAAAGCCGAAGCUGCACGAGUAUGACUAUGACUUCCAACUGCUGAAGUUGGCACAUCCCCUGCGUUUUAGCGAGAACAUUCAGCCAGUCAAAGUGGCUCAUAUGGAAGACAUGGUCGUCGGCAAAUACAUUACUGUCACGGGAUGGGGGAACACGGAAGAGAAUGGUGCAUACUCCGACGUCCUAAGAGCUGUGCGACUCCCGAUCGUAGCGAAAGAGAAAUGCCAAGCGGUUAAGUUCCCAUACUUCCAGAACACUUUGACGCCCAGGAUGUUCUGUGCUGGCUUCAUAGAGGGGACCAAGGACGCUUGCCAGGGUGACUCUGGUGGCCCAGCAGUGUCGGGAGGUCGACUCCUGGGCACAGUUUCCUUCGGCUACGGCUGCGCCACACCCGGCUCAUACGGUGUCUACAGCAAGAUCGCACUCGUGAGGGAUUGGAUCGAGGAUACCACCGGCCUAGUACUGGAUUAGAGGACUAAAAUUGAUAUAUUGGAUAAGGGGUUCGGGGAUAUAAUUAUUGCUAAGUUUGAUGUUAAAUACGAUUGUUUUCAAUAGAUCAAAAGCAAUAUUUUAUAUGUUUUCUCAAGUACUUAACUGCCAUAUCAGGGGUGUGCCACAGGGGUCAAUGUAGGGCCCACAUUUCUUUAUAAUCUUUUUUUUUAUAUUUAUUGCGUUUUCUGGGAGGAUUUGUACAUUUUGUUAAAUGGUAUGCGUCUGUAUGUAUAUUCUCUAUAAGCAUUACCUAAAUCCACCCGACAGCUCUACAAAACAGCUUGACUAAAAACGAAUGAACGAAGAGUCGUGGUCAGCGCAGCAUGGCUUCGAAGCUUGGGUUUUCAUCGAGUAGGUAGGUAUAUUAAACUGGUAACAUUGAAUGCCUCUAAUUAAAUUCUAUAAUCUAUGCA